Messenger RNA from Caenorhabditis sp. 36 PRJEB53466, 1478 nucleotides. Lineage: Eukaryota; Metazoa; Nematoda; Chromadorea; Rhabditida; Rhabditidae. The record is from the annotation of a GenBank genome assembly.
AUGAGUGCGUUACUACAGUACUCGAAAGUCACCUACGAAUGCAGUUGCGGCAAGUGGCGAACUCUCCCGGAUCUCUUUUUCUGUAGGCAUUGCUUCAAGAUUAAGUGAGAUUAGUAUUCAGUUUUUACUGUCAGAACAGAAAGUUUUAGGUGCGAUGACUGCAGCUGCAAGGAGAUUGACAUGAUUUUCUGUCCUCGAUGUCUGGAGGUGUCCAGUGCUCCGGAAGCCCGUCUCAAGAAGCAUCGCUGCACAAAUUGCAAUGACUGCCCGAAUUGUGGUAGGCUUAUUUUUGAACGAUGGUGCAUAUUGAAAGUUGACACGCUUCAGCGAAUGUUUUGAGUGCUCGCUCUGAAAAUGAAAAGUACUAUUUGGUCUGUCAAAAUUGCCGUUGGUCAACUCGUGAUGCAGACCAAGAAGACCGGGAAAACGUCCGACAGUGGCCAGUGUAUGUUGUCAUUCCGCGGACUGAUUUUAUCAUUUUUCAUUGCAGAAAAGAGAAUUCAUUGACGACGGAACUGAACGAAGUUACUAAUUAUAUGAAACAACUGGAAAUGGUGGAGAACGCUCCCAAAGAUCUGAAAAAGGCGAAAUCGAGUAGGACGUGGUCAGCCUUGCAUUUGAAAGACAAGUACGGAAUGCAGCAGAUGGUAGAGAAGAGACGGAAAAUGAUGGCUCCCGAGCUGAAGCCUCUGGAUCCUCAUGCUCCGAUCGAGGCUCCAACUCUGGAGGAAGAGCUGCAGGACCGAUCUGAUCUUCUUCGAACUCUAGACCAAUUCAUAAUGCAGCCGCUAACGAAUGCUUCGGAAUCACUUUUUCCAGUCAAAGUCUCUCUGCAAGGACGGACGCUCACACGAUGCGACGAAUGCGAGAGAACGCUCGUGAAAAGAGACUUCGGAGUUUCCACAUACAAAUUCAAGAUAUCUGUGAGUAACUCCAAUUUGUUCCCUCCCUAUUCCCUUCUCAUUUCAGUCAUUCGGCCGUGAAUUCGUACCCGACAUCCGAAUGUCCCGCCCAAUGGACGAAUUAAAAGCCGGAGAAACUUCCCAUGUCCUCCUUUCCCUCACCAAUUUGUCGCUUUCCCCGCUGACAAUGACCAUUACCCCACAAUCAGGAGAAGGGAUCAUUCAGUGCACAAAUGGGCCCAUUGAGCUUCUGUUGCCUUCUUCGAAAGACGCGGACGCCUCUGCUGUUCCGGGAGUUCCAGCCGAGCAAAGGUAUAUCCAACGAUUAAAGUCCAUUUCUAAUAGUUCAAUGCUUUCAGUGAAGUGAUCGUGUUCCGUCGGCACAACCGAGUCGGCCUUCGAUUGGACGUCCUUCCUUCUGAAUCCACUGUCAGUACUCCGAUUCUGGAUCUCGUCAUCACUUACAAGCAGGAUGGGUCGUUCAGUCUUCUGGCAACCAGCGAAAAGGUUCUGAAACCGGAAGAGUCGGGAAUCGAUCGCAUUCUCACCGCUCACAUAAAAGUGGCUCUGAUCUGA